Molecule: messenger RNA, 4265 nt
Organism: Cottoperca gobio
Lineage: Eukaryota; Metazoa; Chordata; Actinopteri; Perciformes; Bovichtidae
Gene: dtx4a
Product: deltex 4, E3 ubiquitin ligase a
Exons: 9
Coding region: 316-2688 (790 amino acids)
Biological process (GO): protein ubiquitination; Notch signaling pathway
Molecular function (GO): zinc ion binding
Source: RefSeq, a predicted model, not a curated record
AUCUUCCCUUACAAACAGCACAUGUUUGGUCAAACAAAUAUGCAACCUUGCACUGCACAAUCAGCCAGCCUGUCACAGUAACCUACUUCACGAGUGCCGCACCACCGUGAGGAUCCAAGUUGCAUUUUCUCCUCUCACCCUAACUUGAUUGUGCCGGAGAAAUGAUUUCAGUAGACGUCACUCAUCUGCAUAGGGAGUAAAAUGCAACCAUCCUGCAAGGGUUUUUGUGCCCUGAAACUCUCUGUACCUUCGCCGUGUGAUAAAAGGACCUACUAAUUGCUGCAUAACCGAAACUACAAACAUGGAAGGAAUAGGAUGUUACUAGCAUCCGCCGUAGUGGUAUGGGAAUGGCUGAACGAGCACGGACGCUGGCGGCCCUACAGCCCGGCUGUCUGUCAUCACAUCGAGGCAGUCAUCCGGAGCGACCCGCGGUGUGGUAGUGUUGUCCUCGGCCAGGUGGACUCUCGCCUCUCGCCCUACAUCAUCGAUUUGCAUUCCAUGCACCAGUUCCGACAAGACACAGGUACCCUUCGACCGGUACGACGUAGCUUCUACGACCCCACCUCAGCGCCAGGCCAGGGCUGGUUGUGGGAGUGGGAGAACGACGCUGGCAGUUGGACGGCGUACGACACGGAGGUGGGCAUCGCUAUCCAGGCAGCACGCGAUCGUCAGCAGCCCUGGCUGGACCUGGCGCCGCUGGGUUUCUGCUACCUCAUUGACUUCGAAAGCAUGACCCAAAUCAACGGGCAGACACAGCGCUGCCGACGCAUCCAGCGCCGCUCUGACCUGGCUUACCCGCUGGUGUCUGGGCCCCUGCCCAAAUCCCACCACGCCUGGGGGCCCAUGUCCAUGCCCAGCCAUGGAGGACUGCUUGGUGUGGAUGUAUCCGGAGUGGGCAUGGGGAUCCGGAUGAGUAGCAGUGGGACUGGAAACGGGAGCGCGUACCCCAGUGGGGCGCUCCCUGCCUCUGCCAUCACCUCCUUGGGACAGCCCUGCGCCUGUCAGCAGUGUAUGUUGGUGCUAAGCGUCAAAGCAGGCGCCAUGUCUGCCCACACUCUGGGGCGGAGACCGCCACAGACAAAGCCACCAAGUCCCAAAAUCAGCAGUUACUCUGGCCCUGGAGGGUCGUACUCACUCACUCUCCCUCGACCUCCUACCCUGUCACGGUCGUUUUCCCCCCACAGGACGUCCAUAGUUGGGGCGACAGGUGGCUAUAGUCUAGGUGGCAUGGGUGGCAUGGGUGGUAUGGGUGGUAUGGGUGGUUUUGGUGGUUUUGGUGGUAUGGGUGGUGUAGGAAUCGUUGGUGGUAGUGGUGUUGGCAGUGGUAUUGGCAGUGCCAGCUUUGGCUAUGGAGGAGGCUUCACCCACUCUCUGUCCCUCCUUGGCUCAGCUACUGCCGCCCUCUCCAUCUCCUCCACCCGUCCCCCUCCUCCACCUCUCCCCCCACCUCCUCCGCCUCCUGCUCCACCGUCCACCACACUCUCAUCUGCUGCCACCUCUGCCCCUCACCCCUCCACCUCGUCCUCUUUCUCUGCUUUGAGUUCUGCCCCUACAGUGCCCGCUCUCGGCCCACCUCUCAUCUCCACGGCUGCCUCCACCUGCACUCCCUCGCCUUCUGCCCGCGUCCUGGGUCCAGUGUCUUCAUCUGGUGCUGCUGCCUGCGCAGCCCCUUUGCCACCCCGGUCCAGCCUAGCAGGGCUGAGCCGACCUGCACUGCAGCGUAUCGCCAUGGCUCAGUCACGUGCCCUUAUUGCCUCUGGAGUGCCAACUGUUCCUGUGAAGAACCUAAAUGGAUCAAGCCCUGUACACCCUGCGCUAGCAGGCAUUACAGGCAUCCUGAUGAGUGCAGCAGGACUUCCUGUCUGCCUGACCCGCCCUCCCAAGCUAGUGCUUCAUCCUCCACCUGUCAGCAAGAGUGACAUCAAGCCCGUCCCCGGUCUGGGUCACUGCUGUCGCAAGACCACAAAGAAACAGGCUCGUAAAGGAAAGACCCCCGAGGAGGUGGUGAAGAGGUACCUUCAGAAAGUCCGCAAUCCCCCAGAGGAGGACUGCACCAUCUGCAUGGAGGCCCUGGCCGGACCGUCGGGCUACAAAGGCCCCGGCGUGGGUGGCAUCUCCCGGGCCGAGUCGGUGGGCCGCCUGGCUCAAUGUGGUCACCAGUACCACCUCCAAUGCCUCGUUGCUAUGUACAACAAUGGCAACAAGGACGGCAGCUUGCAGUGUCCCACCUGCAAGACCAUCUACGGAGUCAAGACCGGCAACCAGCCCCCGGGCAAGAUGGAGUACCACGUCAUCCCCCACUCGCUACCCGGCCACCCGGACUGCAAAACCAUCCGGAUCAUUUAUAACAUCCCUCCUGGCAUCCAGGGCCCAGAGCACCCAAAUCCUGGCAAACCCUUCACUGCCCGUGGGUUCCCCAGACACUGCUACCUCCCUGACAGCGAGAAGGGACGCAAGGUUCUGAGGCUUCUUCUGGUAGCGUGGGACCGCCGGCUCAUUUUCUCUGUGGGUACGUCAAGCACCACCGGCGAGUCAGACACAGUCAUCUGGAACGAGGUGCACCACAAGACGGAGUUCGGCUCCAACCUGACGGGCCAUGGCUACCCGGACCCCGGCCACUUGGACAAUGUUCUGGAAGAGCUCAAGGCUCAGGGCAUCACCGAGGAGGAGUGCCUACCCAGAGACUGAACAGAGACUUUCAAGACGCUGAAGACACGAGAAUAAACACUCGAUCCUGGGAAGGGAUCCACGGCUGGACAGAUGAAUCAUUUUCAAAAAUCUGAUGAAAGUGAACAGAGAGAACUUUAACCACCAGAAAUGGGGGGGAAAAAAAACGAAUUCAAAAAACAAAACUCUUGGUUUUAACAGACAUUGUUUUAGCAGAGUUUGCCAGAGAAUUCUCUUAUGACUGCAUGAGUCAGUUUUGUUACGUGGGAAAUCAUUUUUCUUCUCCAGAUGCAGUAACAGUGUCAAGAUCGCAGAUGUUAUUCAGUGAGACAUUUGAGGCCACUGUGCACAUUCAGUGUUAGAUAAAAAAAAAAAACUGUCAUUUAUACUGUGAGACUUCAUUUCAAGAAUGUAACUAAGUGGAUUUUGCUGAAUUGACGACGUGUUUACCACUACUGCUGCUGCUGCUAUGUGGAACUGAGAGGAGUUUAAACUGAAGAAAAGAAGUCUACGUUUUUUUUCAAGUGUUAGUCCACAAGCAGAAGAAACUCGUCACUGCAGAUAAAUAUUUCAAGUGUAUAACUGGAUAUCUGAGCAUGAAUAUUUGCUGACCUCUAGUGGUACUUUUCCAGAACUACAUUCCUUUUUAGGUUUGAUUUGUAUUCAAUUGUAUUGUUGUAUAUUAUGAAUACUUGAUAUAUUAUAUGAUAUUGUUUCCAUUCUAUCAUGUUUUUAUAUUUUAAUUUGACAUUUUUGUUUUAUAUGGUGUGUUUCUUUGCAUUGUUUUUGGGUGUGGCGUGACUGAGAUGUGGGGUGAAGUUAAGAUAAGCUGCUGGUGUACCAGAGUUUGCCUGACACUUUAUAUGCCAUAUACCAGCCCCUAAAAUCAUUUUCAGUAUUUUGUAUUUGAUAUGUUCACAAACUGACAUUCCUUAAUUGUUCUGCCCUCAGAGCAUGGGUGCAUUUAAUAGCUUUCUAUGUCUUCUUGUAUCUGCGUUAAUGUUAAGGACUGGCAGAGGAAAAGCUACUAUGGAUUACACCAUUCCCCGCAGGAGGAGUAAAUUCCCUAAAAAGCUAGGAUUCGACCUCCUGCCUGAGCUCAGACUUGCACAGAGCUUUCUACUUAGUAUCAUCAAAAUGAACCGGACAGCUUGUAUCUACUGUAUUCUUGUGUAGGACACACACACCAGCCUCAAAUGCUCUUAUCACUCUACAAAAUGUGCCCAUCGGUUGUUUUUUGUCAUAUUUAGUUUUUGCCAUGAGCAGGUGCAGAAGACUAUCUGUUGUCGUGGAUCCAGCUUUGGCCAAAGUGGUCCAGUCGGUUUGCAUUCGGUCCACCGUGGACCGGUUUAUUAUGAGGUACGAUAGAGGGGGAUGUACAAAAGUAAGUGUUGACGUACUAAUGUAGGCCAACAUUAAAAGCAUUUAUACUUUAUGAUACUUUAUGUAUGCACUGUACUGUAUGUGUGUGUUUUAUGUGCACAAAUUUGCAUUAAACGUUUUUCUAAGGUUCAAAAAGAUGACAGAACUUUACUCUGGCUUACUCUUUCAUUGUAUGUGAGGUUUAUUAUGUAAUGCUGAUUAAAUCUAUAACUGUG